Molecule: messenger RNA, 1778 nt
Organism: Betta splendens (Siamese fighting fish)
Lineage: Eukaryota; Metazoa; Chordata; Actinopteri; Anabantiformes; Osphronemidae
Gene: smug1
Product: single-strand-selective monofunctional uracil-DNA glycosylase 1
Exons: 2
Coding region: 329-1147 (272 amino acids)
Biological process (GO): base-excision repair
Molecular function (GO): single-strand selective uracil DNA N-glycosylase activity; oxidized pyrimidine nucleobase lesion DNA N-glycosylase activity
Source: RefSeq, a predicted model, not a curated record
UAUCACACCCUAGAAUUGUCUUCAUAUAAAAUCGUCUGACUGACCCAGGAUUUUAGGACAAAUUACAGUCCUGUGCGUGAUUCCACCGUCAUUAUCGUGCCACCACGUUUAGGAGCGUGGGCCUCAUUUGACAGCAGUUGUAUUCGUAUAGUGGCUGUUGAGCUGUAAUUACACCGAUGCUGCUGCAGGGGGCAGCAGCUUGCUUGAGUAGCUGCCCAUAGAAAAUCACCGAAGAAGAAACCCGGAAGAAAACACAAAGCUGAAAGAAUCUAUUGUUAAAUCAGCUUACAUCUGUAGACAUUACGGCUUUUUGUUGUAGAGUUCGAACAUGUUGCACGAUAACUCAUCUGCACAUGGAUCGGAGAGAAACGAGCAGGGACGGGAGACGGUGUCGGAGCCCAUUACUACCCCCUCCUCCAGGUUUCUGCAGGUCGAACUAGAGCUGAACGCCCAUCUCCGUCGACUCACCUUCAGCGAACCGGUCCGUUACAUCUACAAGCCGCUGGAGUACGCCUGGGACACCCACCAAAGCUUCGUGCGGACGUACUGUCAGGUUGGACAGAGCAUCCUGUUCCUGGGGAUGAACCCAGGACCCUUCGGCAUGGCCCAGACCGGGGUCCCCUUUGGUGAAGUGAAGUCUGUUGUUGACUGGCUGCAGAUCACAGGGGAGGUGGGUCAUCCUCCUGAGGAGCAUCCGAAGCGCCGGAUCACGGGGCUCGCGUGCACUCAGAGUGAAGUGAGCGGCGCCCGUUUCUGGGGCUUCUUCAGGAAGCUGUGCGGUGAACCAGCGCUGUUCUUCCGCCACUGCUUCGUGCACAACCUGUGCCCGCUGAUCUUCAUGAAUGCCAGCGGGAAGAACCUGACCCCUCCCGAGUUGCCAGCGGCCGAACGAGAAGCCCUCCUGAGCAUGUGUGACACGGCGCUGUGUGAGGUGGUGAAGGCACUGGGCGUCUCCAUGGUGAUCGGCGUUGGACGGGUGGCGGAGCAGCGGGCUCGGCGUGCCCUUUCUGCUGCACAAAUCGGCGUGCGAGUCGAGGGCAUCAUGCAUCCAUCACCCAGGAACCCACUGGCCAAUAAGGGGUGGGAGGCAGUGGCCAGGGCCAAACUGACCGAACUGGGUGUUCUGUCGCUGCUGAGCAACACAUGAGCCACCCAGGUGAUGUAAAGUCUCAGGGACCCUGGGUUUUAUCAUUGCUUCACUGUAGCAUUAACACGUGCAGGUUUCCUCACAAACAUCUGUGAGAUGAGCUGGUAUUACACUAACACUAUAACAUGACUGUAACCACUGAUCACUCCCUACGAGCAGUUCAAUGGAUGAAGCAUGAUAUAUACACUGCGGCUGUACUGUAACUCUGGGAUGCUUUAUAGCCAAUGGUAAAUCUGUUGCCAUGUAAACAUAUUUAUAAAAACUGUAUUUUAAAACAUACCUUUACUUAAAAUUUUGUAUAUGAGCAUGUUCAGUCUUAUGACGGGUAACAUUAAAUAAUGUCAGUGAUUGCGUUUCAUCAAGCAAAAGACAGAGCCGGUCUGUAAUGUGGAUGUUACACAUUUUUGACUGGUGAUGUUACAAAAAUAUUUUGUAAACAGCCUCACAAAUUGUUUAUGCUGGUCGACUGUCUGUUUUUUUAAAUGUUAAUAAUUUAUUUUUAUGUAUCUUAUUCAUUUUUAUAUUUUGUAUAUAUGAUCUCUUGUAUGUUUUUGGGCUCAGCAUUUUUUGUCAGAUUAAGCUGAAACUUUAUUUCGUGAGAAAUGAAUAAAGAGGAAAAAUAAAGAAAGAA